Molecule: messenger RNA, 909 nt
Organism: Paramecium octaurelia
Lineage: Eukaryota; Ciliophora; Oligohymenophorea; Peniculida; Parameciidae
Source: the annotation of a GenBank genome assembly
AUGGGAUCUCAAAGUAGUAAAUUAGUUACAGAAACAUAGAGGCACGAACAUGCUAUUAAUUAUAUGAACUCUGGAGGGUAUUAACAAUACUUAAUAUAGCUCGAUGAGCGAUAAAUCAGCUAAAAGCAUUAAGGAUAUUGAAUAAACAUAACAAGAAUUUGUUAAUACUUAAUUUAAAUGGAAUUUUGGUGGACAGAAGGUAUUUGUAGCCGGCACAUUCUCCUAAUGGAAGACAACUCACUAACUACAAAGAGAUAAAGGAGGAGAAUUUAGCAUAGUGAUACCUUUACCAAAAGGAAUCCAUCAUUAUAAAUUUAUUGUUGAUGGAGAUUGGCGAUUCUCCCCAGAUGAUCCUACAACUGCUGAUGAGCACGGGAAUAUUAAUAAUGUGAUAGAUACCACUAAAGUUGAAAAUAAAGCUAAAGAAUUGAUGGAAUCAAGUUAAUAAUUUAAACCAGAGAAAUCCCCUAAUGAUUCCAUUAUAUAAAAUCAAAAGUAAGUGAUUUAAGAUUUUAAUUUUAAUGAUAAAGCCCCCCCAGUGCCUCCUCAUUUGCUUAAAUAUUAUUAUAUAGAAGUAAAAGUAUUGAUAUUCAUCAGGAAAAAGAGAAAAAAUUAAAUAACAUGUGGAAUAAAGACAUUAGGCCAUAAGGUUAAAUGGAACUUGAGGAUGCUAAACCUUAAAUAUCAUAGCAGGAAAUAUUUGAUCACCUUAUUUAAAUUUUUAGCAAUGUCAACUCAUUGUCCCCUCCACCUCAUGUAAAUUUAAAUCAUUUGGCUUGUGUAACUACAAACAAAAAUAGUCCUUUUAACGUAUAUGCUUUAACACAUAGAUUCAAGGCGAAACAUACUACAAUUAAAUUUUACACUCAUAAAUAUUAGGAGAACAAACAGUAAUUAUUUGUAGUUUGA